Molecule: messenger RNA, 1971 nt
Organism: Cornus florida
Lineage: Eukaryota; Viridiplantae; Streptophyta; Magnoliopsida; Cornales; Cornaceae
Product: methylthioribose kinase-like
Exons: 6
Coding region: 294-1559 (421 amino acids)
Molecular function (GO): S-methyl-5-thioribose kinase activity
Source: RefSeq, a predicted model, not a curated record
AGGCAUUCAACAUCCUUAUUUUCAACAAACUUUUUUGUUUUUGCAAGUUCCAUCAAAAUCAAUCCAACAAUAAUAAUACAUGAGUUUUUAUUAUUAAACAGAGAGUAUCAAAUUACUAUUCUAACUCCUCAAGUCCCACAAAUUUGGCGAGUCAUUCAAAAGCCGCCUCCUUUCGCUUUCAGACGAAUUCCUUCCCACAUUUCUCAUGGCGGCCGCGGCGACCAAAAACUCUAAUAUAAACCCUGCCACCAAUCGCCGUCCAAUACAACCAGCGCCACCAAUCUCCACCGCUAAUGGCAUCGACCGACGACGGUUUCCGGCCACUGGACGAGAAGUCCCUAAUAGAGUACAUAAAGGCCACGCCCUCUUUAGCUUCCAAGCUCGGCAAUCACUUGGAUGAUUUGCAAAUCAAAGAGGUCGGUGAUGGCAAUCUCAACUUCGUCUACAUUGUUGUUGGGAAAUCUGGUUCUUUCGUUAUCAAACAGGCUCUUCCAUACAUACGCUGCAUAGGGGAAUCAUGGCCGAUGACGAAAGAACGUGCUUACUUUGAGGCCACAGCACUAAAACAGCAUGGUCAUUUAUGCCCUGAUCAUGUUCCAGAAGUUUAUCAUUUUGACCGGGCUAUGUGUGUGAUUGGUAUGCAUUACUUGGAGCCUCCACAUAUAAUCUUGAGGAAAGGGUUGAUUGCUGGAAUUGAGUACCCAUUGCUUGCGGAACACAUUUCAGAAUAUAUGGCAAGAACUCUUUUCUUCACAUCACUUCUUCAUCAUACUACCACGGAGCACAAACGAGCAGUUUCUGAAUUUUGUGGAAACAUGGAGUUAUGCCGGCACACUGCACAGGUUGUCUUUUCUGACCCUUAUAAAGUAUCUCAAUAUAACCAUUGGACUUCCCCAUAUCUUGAUCGUGAUGCUGAGGCAGUUCGAGAGGAUAAUGCUUUGAAGCUUGAAGUUGCUGAGUUGAAAUCCAUGUUCGGUGAGAGAGCGCAAGCCCUUAUACAUGGUGAUCUCCAUACUGGUUCUGUCAUGGUUACUCAUGAUUCAACGCAAGUUAUAGAUCCAGAAUUUGCUUACUAUGGACCAAUGGGGUUUGAUAUUGGAGCCUUUCUAGGAAACUUGAUUCUGGCUUUCUUUGCACAAGAUGGGCAUGCAAAUCAGGGCAAUGACCGAAAAACAUAUAAAGAUUGGAUUUUGAGGACAAUAGAAGACACUUGGAACCUCUUUCACAAAAAAUUUACAGCUCUUUGGGAUGAAAAUAGAGAUGGUUCUGGUGAGGCUUAUCUUCCUGCAAUUUAUAAUAACCCCGAGCUUCAGCUGCUUGUAAAACAGAAAUUCAUGAAAGAUUUGUUCCAUGAUACUCUUGGAUUUGGUGCUGCCAAAAUGAUAAGGAGAAUUGUAGGGGUAGCUCACGUCGAGGAUUUUGAAUCAAUCACUGAUGCUGGUAUACGAGCAGAUUGUGAGCGGCAGGCUCUAAACUUUGCCAAGGUGCUGCUGAAGAAAAGGCGAGAAUUUCAGGCCAUCAAUGAAGUAGUUUCAGCCAUUCAGAAACUCCAAUCAUGAUAGUUUUCUUCGUAAUAUCAAUAAUUUACCACAAAAUUUGGAAUAGUUUGGUAAGAAUAGAUUGGUUGGCGAAUCUAUUUCACUCGGAUUGGAAUAUAUUUGGUGGUCUUGGAAUUUGAAUCUUCAUGAAGGAAAGUCUGCUUCUUCUCAUCAAACAGCUAGACAAAUUCUUUGGAAUGUGGUUGAUACUCUUGGAGGCAAGGUGCAGGAUCUUGUGGAGUUAUUUUUCCCUCUGAUCCUGGUGUUUAGUUCCUUUGUUAUGCGAUAGCUAUUCCUGGUGUUUUUCUAUGUUGUUGUUGUUGUUCUUUGGGUUUGUAUUUCCGUUUGUUGGUUUUUUUUACUUCUUGUUUAGGCUUGUUAAUUACUGGAAAUGGUGUAAUCUAGAUGAGCUUUGUUGUUGGCUUGGGAGGUA